CUGGUAGCACAGAUGUAGCUCACAUCUCUUCUGUUUCUGCUUAUGAUGACAAAAAUAGCAUGGCUAAAUAGUCCUGACUUUCUUCCUGGCAUGAAAUCCAUUAAAAAGAAAUGAAAGACACUUGCUCUUGUCUUUUAUGCAGAAGAAACUAGUUGCAUUGGAAGCAGUGCUGAAAGAAGUAACCUCACUGUAGGAUCUUCUGGCAGUACUUCCUCAGCAGAGAUGAAUAAGGAGAGAGAACAUCAGAAAGCAGAGGAUGUAUGGAAAACUGCCUCUGUGAUAGUGAGGAGAUGUUGCUGGUAGCUCUACAACAGGUUGGUGGAACACUGGAAGGUUAUCUCUCGGCUCAUCACAUCCCUCAGCUGAGAGAGAUGCCUGCCAUGUCAAUGGGCUGGUGUGGACAGACAGUGGCACUGGAGUAAACCACAGCAGCAUGAAUACCUGGGAUGAGAAGAUACCUGCACGUGCCCAUGUACAGAGUGGUCUGAGGAACUUCUGUUGUGUAGAUUGGUUCACAUUUGUAAAUUAAAACCUAAUCCCUGCCUUAAAGGGUUUGCAGCCUAAACCCUACUGAAAUGCAUGGGAGUCACUGGGUAGGCAAUGGGACUUGUGAUGUUAGCUGUGAAUACAAGAAAAUGGAGGUGGCGGGUGGUAAAAACAGAAGUCACAGGAUUCUGCCAUGGUCCACAUGCUAUAUAUUUUCCUCAUUUUAAAAGCAGAGUGAAAAAUUCCCUUUUGUUACUCACAUGGGGGAAUUUUUGAGAAAAUUACCAAAAUUCUAUGUUAGAAAAGCUGACGUACUCUAAAAUAAGCUGAUUUUGCUGUUUAUAAUUCACUACUCUGUAAAGAUUUUCUCAUGAAACAGUGAUACAACAAGCAUAAGAUUUUGAUGAAAGUUAUGAAAAAAGCAGUAGAAGCAAAUUACAUAUUAAUAGUGGGUAUACUGAACCUAACAGACAAAGGAGAGUGGACUGCUUUUUAUUUAAAACAAAACAAAUUGCCUGAUAAUCAUGUAAAAAUAAAAUGAUCAUUACCAUCAUCAUAUCUGUAGUUAUGCGCUGAGAUUAGUUGAUGAUUAUUUCAUUGAUCACGAUUCUGUAGUAAGUGUAGUUAAAUCAGAUAGAUUCAGCCAUGCAUUUCUUUCUGCACUGCUGUGCUUCCCUUUUCUUUCAUGCAACCUGUGUAUUAUGAUAAAUAAAUUUACUGUGUUCUUGAUUACUACUGCCAGCUGGAUGAGUUACUUUUGCAGUGGAGGUGGUUUAUAUUAUAAGGUUCAGCAUUUUCUUGAUGGUUCAUGUCAGAGGUUUUUGUGCAGCCAAUGCACAUUUCUUUGAACAACUGGAUGCAAGAAGUUGCACAUGGACUGUCACCUCUGUUGCCCUCCAAGAGAACAUGAAGCUAAUUUUUUCUUCCUUUUAAUUUGAUUUCUCUGUUUUUCCAGAGUAACCUAAGUACCCAGAGUAAUAGAGUUACCAAUUUCAGCUGGCAACUAAGGACCGCGCAGGCACUCGCUCACUCCACACCCCCUGCCGCUGGUGGAAUGGGAAGGAGAAUGGGAAAAAGUGGAGAGCACCAAGGGAACACAUCCAUUCAACAUGGCAACACUUCAACAUGAAGAAGUAUACAGCUGUCCUAGGUUCAGGAACGUUGUAACAAACAGAUCUCAUCAUUUUCCCAGGUCACUAAUUAUCAGAAGUGGAGAAGAAGUAAAUGCAAGGCCAUGCAAGAGGAAAUAAAAAUGCAUGGGUAUUUUACCCUAAGGAGUUGCAGCUUGGUUUCCAACAAGAGAUACUGUGAUUUCAUGUCAUCUGAGUUUAUUAUGCUCAGCGUAGCAUAAGAGGUGAUGGAAGAAGUUCUGCCCCUGGUGUAUGUGAGCUACUUGCAGGGACAAGCUAAUGGCAGGUUGCCCUCUAUGGACAGCGAACAGCCAGCCCAGGAGGGAAAAGUUGUGCUGAAGAAGAAAGUGACACUUUUGAGGGGGAUAUCCAUCAUAAUUGGCACUAUCAUUGGAGCUGGCAUCUUCAUCUCUCCCAAAGGCAUCCUGAAGAACACAGGCAGCGUGGGCAUGUCCUUGACAGUCUGGACAGUGUGUGGUAUCCUCUCGCUCUUUGGUGCCCUCUGCUAUGCUGAAUUAGGAACAUGCAUUAAGAAAUCUGGUGGUCACUACACCUAUAUCCUGGAGGCCUUUGGCCCCUUACCUGCUUUUGUGAGAGUCUGGGUUGAGUUACUCAUCAUUCGCCCUGCUGCCACAGCAGUGAUAUCAUUGGCCUUUGGACGUUACAUUUUGGAACCUUUCUUUAUGCAGUGUGAAAUCCCAGAACUUGCAAUUAAACUUAUUACAGCUGUUGGCAUCACACUGGUGAUGGUCCUGAAUAGCACGAGUGUCAGCUGGAGUGCCCGCAUACAGAUUUUCCUUACCUUUUGCAAGCUUGUAGCAAUUCUGAUAAUUAUAGUCCCUGGAGUUAUCCAGCUAAUUAAAGGAGAAACACAGCACUUUAAAAAUGCCUUUGCGGGGAAUGAUGCCAGUAUUAUGGGAUUACCACUUGCUUUCUAUUCAGGAAUGUAUGCCUAUUCAGGCUGGUUUUACCUCAAUUUUGUUACUGAAGAAGUGGAAAACCCUGAAAAAAACAUACCCCUCGCAAUAUGCAUUUCAAUGAUUAUCGUCACAGUUGGCUAUGUGUUAACAAACGUGGCUUAUUUCACUACAAUCAGUGCUGGGGAAUUGCUGCUUUCAAAAGCUGUAGCAGUGACCUUUGCUGAACGACUGAUGGGAAACUUUUCUUUAGCUGUACCAGUAUUUGUUGCUCUCUCCUGCUUUGGAUCUAUGAAUGGCGGCAUUUUUGCAGUCUCCAGGAUGUUCUUCGUUGCAUCCCGCGAGGGUCACCUUCCGGAAAUUCUCUCCAUGAUUCAUGUCCGCAAGCACACUCCUCUGCCAGCUGUCAUUGUUUUGCAUCCUCUCACAAUGAUAAUGUUAUUCACCGGGGAUCUCUACAGCCUUCUGAAUUUCCUCAGUUUUGCCAGGUGGCUUUUUAUUGGACUGGUAGUUGCUGGGUUGAUUUAUCUCAGAUAUAAACGUCCUGAUAUGCCUCGUCCUUUCAAGGUGCCUCUAUUUAUUCCAGCGUUGUUUUCCUUCACCUGCCUCUUCAUGGUUGCACUGUCACUUUACUCUGAUCCAGUGAAUACAGGGAUUGGAUUUGCAAUAACCCUGACUGGAGUUCCUGCCUACUACCUCUUUAUUGUAUGGGACAAGAAGCCAAAGUGGUUCAGAAACCUCCUAGACAAGCUAACUGUGACAUUGCAAAUCCUCUUGGAAGUUGUCCCAUCAGAGGAAGACCAGAAAUCAUGAUCUUCAUGUACAGCUUUUGGCUUGGUGUUUCAUUUCUACCUGAGGAAGAGGGUAGGGAGAUUUCUCCCCUUACCUUACCCUUGCUCUGCAAAGGAACUUGUUCUGGAGGAACAAGUCGCAGCUGAGAUGGAUACCGAGCAAGUCAGCUACCAGAACUAUAUUUUGUGAUGCUACAAAUUUUUAUUUUAAUAGGAUUGGUUUGUACGUAGAAAGCAAGAACUCGUGCUACAAGGCAACAAAUCUCUUCACUAUUUCUUUCGUUACAGUGUCAUAUUUUAACAAACCUUAGGUUCUUCAAACUAGGAUUUCGAUUUCAUUGUCACUGAAAAUAGGUUUAAAUAACGUGUAAGUAGUAGUCAUGUGUACUGUGAAGAAUGUAUCCUGCUUGCUGUCCUUAAAGAACCCGACUCUCACCGGAUAAAGGGUGAGAUAAAGCUGCUGAGUUUCACUUACUAGUGGUCUUCCUGUCACUCCAUUUGGCAGCCUGAUUUGAUGACUUCUGCUCACUGGGAGCACCAGCAUGCUGAUGCAGAAGCACAGCUGUUUCCGCACCUUUGUGGUGGCAAGGUUUCUUCACUCCAGAGUUGUUAUACUAUAGCUGAUAGGAACAUCUUCUGAGAAUUAGUAUUCCUGCCAGUGAGGCAGGAAGAUUUUAGCCUGGGGACUAAUUUUAUACAUGUUAAAGUUUCUGCCAGUCUGGAAAUGAUUGCUGUUUUUGCCAAUGUUUCUCCGUGUACAUAUGUAUAGAAAAUACAGCAACUGAGUAAUCACCUCCAAAUGAGUGAAAACAUUUGGAUGCAACCUCCAUUGCUGUAUGAAUAUUUUCUAUCUGGAAGCUUGUGGACCUGCAGUUAUCAGUCAGGCAAAACUGAUUUUAAAGUUUCAUAUCAUUGUCAGUGGGCAGAAAUAAAUAAUAGUCACUACUAGGAAUACAGUAUAAACAAGGCAAUAAAUCCAAUACCUUUUUAUGAAUAAGGUAUAAGACAAGUUAUAACAGGUCUGUUGAUUUGAGUAGGAUAUGCACCUAAUCUGUGGACUUUCCAUUCAAGCACACUCCAAUUAACUGGGCUUUGAAACACCAAGGAAAAGGUGCUCUGCCAAUGUCUUCUUCCCAGUUUUAUCUCAGCAGAAACAGAGAAAGGCCAUGAAAACUGAUAAAAUCAAAUUAAAUUCAUCUUUGGAAUGAUGUUCAAGCUGAGAUUUAGCUCAAAUAUGAGCUCAAGUUUUUCCCUUUUUUAAAAAUAGUUGUAGAUGAAAAGAUUUUUUAAUGCUUAGAAAUUCAGUUUCAUAUUGUUAGACUACUCAACCUUAAGGUUUGUUAUUACUCUAUUAAAGAAUAUAAUGCUUAAAUAUUUAAUGCACUACUUUUUGAGCUGGUUGCUGUCAGGAAGUCAUAUGUUUCAUGAAAACUUUUAUGGAACUAAUCAACAUUAAACUUCCUAAAUUGGGAGAAAAGUACAACUAGUAGCCAGACCACUACAGUAAAGGGAGACUGUGUAUUAUAUAUGUGUUGUAUAUAUCUAGAAUAUCAAAUGUUUUAACGGUGUACAGUAAAAUGCCUUAAAUUUAUACAUGUUUUUCUUUCUUGUAUUUCUAUGGUGGAAUUUUAUAGAAGUAGAGAAAUGUGAGUAAUUAAUUCUGUAAAAGAGUGGUAAUUUAAGACACAGAAAAAAUCUUGCAAACAAUUUUUCUUAAAGUGUUUUCUAUUUACAAUAACUUAAAGUGUUAUUUGAAACUUUUUUAGGCAAACAUUUUGAGAGAGAUUUUUAUAUUGACAGUGCAUGUGUUUGAUUAGUAUUUACAUUUGGGUCAAAAUUCUGCUUUUGAUGCCAUCUCCUACCAUGCCAGUUCUCCAGAGUUUGGCCUGUGUCAUCGUGGAGCAUCUUUGGAGUACACAAACUGCAUUUCUCUCUGAUAAAAAUAAACUACAUGAUGCCCUUCAGGACUGCACCUAACACACUCCGCUGAUGGAUGCUGAGUGCAUGGGAUCCCACCAGAGCUAGUCCAAAGCAAAACCAUCUGAACAUUGGUGAUGUGGGUGCCAGCUUUUUAGCACCAACUGUUUCAUUCCAAGUAUUCUCUCCUGUUGUGCCACAUUACUUGAAAGUUUAAAUGUAGGCAGUACUAACUUAGAGAAAUAAAUGGGCUCUGUG
Messenger RNA from Strigops habroptila (Kakapo), 5499 nucleotides. RefSeq names its product solute carrier family 7 member 11 (gene SLC7A11). Gene Ontology annotation, cellular component: membrane. Gene Ontology annotation, biological process: amino acid transmembrane transport. The coding region runs from base 1844 to 3346 and encodes 500 amino acids. The record is from RefSeq and is a predicted model, not a curated record. NCBI's taxonomy places the organism in Eukaryota, Metazoa, Chordata, Aves, Psittaciformes, Psittacidae. Gene Ontology annotation, molecular function: L-amino acid transmembrane transporter activity. The transcript is spliced from 17 exons.